CUACCUUGACACACCCCAAUCCCGAAGCACCCGAAGCACGUGAGGGGUGGUGGCAGCCAGAUUUUCGCGGAAUUCUCAGUAUCCGUAUCAAUGGCCAUUCCAGCAAGAACUCAAGCUGGAUCAACUCUCGAUUGUUCUUACGCUGUCUCAACGUUCGACCGCCAAUCGCCAUUAUGGCUCUCCAGCUCUGGGAGGUUUGCAUCUCAGCAUUUUGCUUGGGCUGGCUGGGUUUAUUUGUUUACAGAGCAGCAUUAGCACCCUUGUCAAAACUUCCUGGGCCAUGGUACAGCCGAUUCUCUGAUGCGAUUCUCAUGUACAAAGAAUUCACAGCUCAUCGUCGAGUGUAUAUUCACGAGUUGCACAAGAAGUUUGGGCCUGUUGUUCGAUUGGGUCCCAAUGAGGUAUCUUUUACGUCCGUGGAAGCUCUGAAGGAGAUAUACCAGAGUGGCGGGAGCGGAUAUGACAAGACUGAGUUUUACAACUUGUUCAUACAGUAUGGAAUAAGGACAACGUUCUCAACGCUGCAGAAACGAAAACAUGAUCAAAUGAAACGCUACAUCGCGGGAUCAUAUGCCAAUACAAGCAUUAUGCAUCCCGAGGUCGUAGAUGGUAUUCAAGAACGAGUAAGGGCAUUCUUAAGACAAUGCGAAGAAGCAGAAAAGCCAGCCAUAGAUUUCUACGUUUAUCUGCAUUGUUUUGCCAUGGAUUGUGCCUCGUUCCAUUUGCUCCAUCCUCACGGAACCAAAUCAAUUGAGGGUAGAGAUCUCCAUUUGAUGGAAGAGUAUUCAUUUGGCGACACAUUGAGAAAAAAGUUACUUCGAUACCGUUUGCCAACUAUGACACGUUGGCUGGAUGAGACCUUCAAACAGAAAUUGGAGUCGAAAAUCGGCCAGUACGUAAUAACGGCAUGCGAACAGACUGAUUCCGGAGACCACAGUCUGGCGUACAAACUUAAGAAUAGUAAGGCGGAAUUCCAGCAAAUGCAAGUCGCUGCGGAGUGCAUGAACCAUCUUGCAGCGGGUAUUGAUACAACAGGUGACGCUUUGUGCUUCUUGAUACAUCAAUUAUCUCUACCCGGGAGUCACCACAUCCAAGACAAACUUAUUGCUGAACUUUCUUCCAACAAAGAUAAAGCUCUUGAUGACCUGCCAUACUUGGAAGCAGUCAUCAAAGAGGGUCUGAGGUGUUUCCCUCCCAUUCCAAUGUCACAGCCGCGGUGUGUCCCCUCUGCUGGCCGCGUCAUCGACGAAUAUUUUAUUCCUGCAGGGGCUAUCGUCAGCUGUCAGGCUUGGAGUGUCCAUCAGUUAAACCCGCAUAUUUUUGAUCGGGGUGAUCAAUUUAUCCCAGAAAGAUGGCUUGAUUCGAAGGCCGCCAUUGAGAUGAACAGGCUGUUUUUCUCAUUUGGGGCUGGUGGGCGAUCUUGCACAGGCAGACAUCUUGCAACGGUUGAAAUGAAAUGCCUGCUUCGUGAACUAUAUUCUCGAUACAGGACUAGAAUUGCCCCGGAAAUGAAAGGGAGCAUGGAAUUGUAUGACCAGGCAAUUUCUACUCGGCCUUUCGAUCAGACUUGCUUAUUGGUCCUUGAAUCUAUACCGCUGGAGCCCUGAGUCCUCUACUGUGGGUUUGGAAAGCGGUUGACAUGGCAUAUUAGCUUGUAGACAUGAACGCGCGAAAUAGACUGCGUCAGAUAUAUAGAAUCAAUAGAUCGGUCAAAAGGUUGAUGUUAACAAUUUGCAUAAUGGCCUUCUUUCUCGAGACUAUAACAAAUGGUUAC
Messenger RNA from Pseudogymnoascus verrucosus, 1774 nucleotides. RefSeq lists its product as uncharacterized. The record is from RefSeq and is a predicted model, not a curated record. Gene Ontology annotation, molecular function: iron ion binding; heme binding; monooxygenase activity. Lineage: Eukaryota; Fungi; Ascomycota; Leotiomycetes; Thelebolales; Thelebolaceae. The transcript has 6 exons. Bases 174 to 1607 code for a protein of 477 amino acids.